Molecule: messenger RNA, 1704 nt
Organism: Olea europaea var. sylvestris
Lineage: Eukaryota; Viridiplantae; Streptophyta; Magnoliopsida; Lamiales; Oleaceae
Product: aspartate aminotransferase, cytoplasmic-like
Exons: 12
Coding region: 106-1452 (448 amino acids)
Biological process (GO): amino acid metabolic process; biosynthetic process
Cellular component (GO): mitochondrion
Molecular function (GO): pyridoxal phosphate binding; L-aspartate:2-oxoglutarate transaminase activity
Source: RefSeq, a predicted model, not a curated record
AAUCCGCACCGCCCCGGUGUCAAUUACCAAAAAGCAAAAUACCAGAAAAAGUAAAGCAAUACCCGCCAGUGUAAUUUAGUGAAGAAAAGAAAUAUAAAAGCUAAAAUGCACUCGUGGUCAGCAUCACCUGCGGAUCGGAGGUUAAGUGCACUGAUCAGACACCUUGAAGGAUCAUCGAAUGCCAUGGAUUCCGAUACCAUUACAGCCUAUCCAACUUCGGGCUUUCCUGGAGCCCGCAAUUCUGUCUUCGAGCAUAUUGUUCGGGCCCCCGAAGAUCCAAUUCUCGGCGUAACUGUUGCGUACAAUAAGGACACAAGCCCGCUGAAGUUGAAUCUGGGUGUUGGUGCUUAUCGGACAGAGGAAGGAAAACCUCUUGUUUUGAAUGUCGUUAGAAGAGCAGAGCAAAUGCUAGUGAAUGACAGUUCUCGUGUAAAGGAGUAUCUUCCAAUUGUUGGGUUGGCAGAUUUCAAUAAAUUGAGUGCGAAGCUCAUACUUGGUGCCGACAGUCUUGCCAUCCAAGAGAACAGGGUCACAACUGUUCAGUGCUUGUCUGGCACUGGCUCAUUACGGGUUGGAGGUGAAUUUUUGGCUCGACAUUAUCAUCAACGUACUAUAUAUAUUCCACAGCCAACGUGGGGAAACCACCCAAAAGUUUUUACUUUAGCUGGGUUAUCAGUAAAAACUUUCCGCUACUAUGAUCCAGUAACUCGUGGACUCAAUUUUCAAGGUUUGUUGGAAGACCUUGGUUCUGCUCCUUCAGGAGCAAUUGUGCUUCUUCAUGCAUGCGCUCAUAACCCAACUGGUGUGGAUCCAACUCCUCAGCAGUGGGAACAAAUUAGACAGUUAAUGAGAUCGAAAGCAUUGCUACCUUUCUUUGAUAGUGCUUAUCAGGGUUUUGCAAGUGGAAAUCUAGAUGCAGAUGCACAUUCUGUUCGGUUGUUUGUAGGGGAUGGGGGCGAGUGUCUUAUAGCCCAAAGUUAUGCAAAGAACAUGGGGCUUUAUGGCGAACGUGUUGGUGCCCUAAGCAUUGUUUGCAAGUCUGCUGAUGUGGCAAGCCGAGUAGAGAGUCAGUUGAAACUGGUGAUCAGGCCAAUGUAUUCAAACCCUCCCAUUCAUGGUGCAUCGAUUGUUGCCACCAUCCUUAAGGACAGAAAUAUGUACCAAGAGUGGACCAUUGAGCUGAAGGCAAUGGCUGAUCGUAUUAUCAACAUGCGACAUCUACUAUUUGAUGCAUUACGCUCUAGAGGAACACCUGGUGAUUGGAGCCACAUUAUUAAGCAGAUUGGAAUGUUUACUUUCACUGGGCUUAACUCUGAGCAAGUAGCCUUCAUGACGAAGGAAUACCACAUCUACAUGACAUCUGAUGGGCGAAUUAGCAUGGCUGGUCUGAGUUCCAGGACAGUACCACACCUUGUGGAAGCUAUACAUGCUGCUGUAACCCGACUUGUCUGAGGGUUUUGCUCAUUGGCUCAAUUUUUCUGCAGUUCGCUCUCGCACUGUGAAUCACAGCAGCCAAUGCUCACAGAGAUUACAAGAAGUGUUUUAGGAAAUAAUAAUAAUAAUAAUAGUAUUAAUAACAAUAAUUGCCUCACAAAAUUGGAGGCUGAAACAAAUUGCUUCUCUGGGAUAUGUGUGGUGUAUUUUAUACAACGAAAUUUAUGUUUUAUCUAAGUUUACAUUGAAGCUACAAAAUAGACUUGAUUU